AAAUCACUCGAAGCACGACCCGUCGAACCGACGCUCGCUGCGAUCUUCGCCGCGAAAAAUAGAUAUAGUUUGAUGUUGCCCGGAAUAAUUCGUGAUAAUAGAGCACUGGUCGAGCGGCGCUGAGAAGGGAACGACGCGACACGGACGCCCCCUGUAGUGUGGUGUAGCAUAAGUAGCAGCAUGCCGAUGUAUCAGAGGCCUCCGUUCUGGCGGGUCCCCCGUAUGCGUGAGGACCCAGAAGACGAGCCACGAUACGGCGUGCGGAGCCCCCGACCUCACAGCAGAGCUCCACCGCAAAACAGAUAUAAUGUGACCCCGGGCACGCCGGCGGGACGAGAGCUCGUCCGCGGCGACAUCAUCGCCAAGAUCGACGACUACGACGCGCGCGACCUGCGCCACGAGGAUGCGCAGAACCUCUUCAAGAACGCUAACAACCAAAUCCGCAUCGUUGUUCAAAGGGGCGGAUCAGGGACUCAUCUGUACUCGGUGCCCCGCGCGUCCAGCAGCUAUGUGGGCCGCGUGCCCACACCCACCUUCUAUCACGAAUACGGACAGGACGUGGACCGCGAAGCACCGCGGGGAGCGACGCAGGCGCCGCGCUCGCCGGUACCACACUACGUCGCCCCGCCAUUCAGGACUCCAAGCCCGCUGGCAGCGACGCCUACGUGGUCGGGCCGCGGCCCCGAGUCCCUGCCGCGCACGCCGGUGCCACCGCAGGGACAGUUCCCCGUGCAAUACGAGGGAGAAUACAGGACAUGCCUGCUGUCGCCGUCCUCCACGCGCACUGACGAGACCGUCGACGAGUCCAUUACAAGCCAGCCAUACCGCACCACGCCUCUAGUGCUGCCCGGAGCCAAGGUCCGUCGUGAACCUGGACCCACGGAGAGCUACCUGCGCCACCACCCCAACCCGGCCAUGCGCGCGCCGCCGCACCACGACUACCGCGACACACUCAUGAGGCAGAAGGUUGCCGAGUCGGUGUUGCAGCGAGUCGUCGGAGAAGAUACGAAUAAGUUUGUUCACAAGCAAUUCAACUCGCCGAUCAAUCUAUACUCGGAUCAGAACAUCGCCAACUCGAUCAGGCAACAAUCAUCGCCUCUGCCCCACAAGCCGACGCUGUUGUACGACCCGGCCAAGUCGGAGACGUUCCGCGCGCUGCAGGAGGAGGGCCUGGGCGACGUCGUGCAGGAGGUGCCCACGCCCGUGCAGCCCAAGGUCUUCACCGCGCCGCCCAACAAGCCGGCGCCUACACCUCGCCCGACCAAGCAGCCCGAGGGGAACACGAAAGGAAAACAAACGACCUUCGUAAAUUCAUUACACGAAGAGCACAUUCAACAGUCGAAUUCAUUCAAGCGUCUGAUGUACAACGUUCUAGGUGACACGGAAUUCUAGUGCGGACCUCAUAUUUGCCGCCAUAUGCAUCUUCAUAAUGGCAAUAUCAACAUCGUGCAAAGUUUCUGGGCUAAGUCGCUUAGCGCAUCACAUGCGUUACAGAGGACUAAUGCCUUUAACAAAAAGGACUGAUAUUUAGAAUGUUUUACGGCGGUUAGACGAAGGCGCCUUUAGACUUGUUGGAUAGCAACGAAAUAAGACUAACAAAAUUAAUUUAAGGAGGCUAUCUAUAAUAAUGCUCCUGGCAGUGUGUACUAUUACUUUUCGGUGGAUUUAAUGAUUCUAAUACUCGAGUAUUAGUGAUAUAAUUUAUAUUUAUUAAGUAGCAAUGUAACGUUUAUUACUAAGUGUUGAUUUUCUGUUUGUACAGAAAUUAUAUUGUUUAUGUAUCAUGUGAAAUGUUGAGUGUACAGUCUAGUCACUUCGACCCGAGCUCUGGUCGUGCUACGAGUAUGAAAUUCGAUCAACUUUAUUAAAUAUAUUAUUUAUUUUUAUCUAA
Molecule: messenger RNA, 1891 nt
Organism: Pectinophora gossypiella (pink bollworm)
Lineage: Eukaryota; Metazoa; Arthropoda; Insecta; Lepidoptera; Gelechiidae
Gene: Zasp66
Product: PDZ and LIM domain protein 3
Exons: 12
Coding region: 181-1392 (403 amino acids)
Biological process (GO): muscle structure development; actin cytoskeleton organization
Cellular component (GO): adherens junction; Z disc; filamentous actin
Molecular function (GO): actin binding; muscle alpha-actinin binding
Source: RefSeq, a predicted model, not a curated record